CAGCUACAUAGCAUUCAUAACUCUCUCCAUCCAUUGUAAUUCCCUCCUCCUUGACAGCCUCCCGUGUUCAGCAAAAUCAGAACUUUAAAUAAGCCCAAGUUCUCCAUCCACAACCCGCGGCCUGUCCCGCGUCUCUCUUUACGGUGCCAACGCCAGAGAACAUUUACGCUUCCAUAGACAUGGAAUCUCAAUAAUCACCAACUAAGGUUCUAGUCAUGCCAAUCUGUAUCGAAUGCAGAUAUCCCGUGAGCACACUUUAUACGACAUACAGCAAAGCCGAUGACAAGGCGCUCGGCAAGGGCGUGCGUUUAACACAAUGUCCGCGCUGCAAGCGUUUCGCGGAUAAAUACGUCGAGCAUGAUUUCGUAGUGUUGUUUAUUGAUUUGGUUUUGAUCAAGCCGCAGGUCUACAGACAUUUAUUGUUUAACAGGCUUGGCCGCGAUGAUGAUAAGUUUGAUCCUUCAAUCAAGCGACUGGGCGUCCUUCUCCUACUAUUCGAUGUUUACUUGACAUGGGCUCGUAUCGAAAAGGCCACUCCAUCAAUACCAUCUACAUCACUAUCACUCUCAACUUCCGCCACAAGCAGUGCUAAUACCAGCCUCUCCGCCACGAACGGAACGACAACGCUUCUCGGCGAGGCACUACCUUCCAGCUUCCUCGCCUCGCAGCCGAUAUUACUGCAAUACAUCUUCUUCCUGGCCCUAUGCGCUCUCGAGACGGCCUCAUUCCACAUUCCAAUCCGAGCUCUGCUAUGCUUUCAAUUCAGCCGACCCUUCGCUUCCAUCGUCCCUCAUUACCCACGCCCAGCAUUGAUCAGCACCGCUUUGCUCGUCUCGAGUUUCACCAAGUUGUUUCCGCUCCUACUGUUAGUCUGGAACUACGACCUCCCAAGUAGCGCGAGCGCCGUGUCCUGGGCUGUCAUCAUCAACAACAUCGCUGCGCUCGAAAUCCUGCUCGACUGCGGAUACAUCAAAUCGACGCUACUCUGUGGUGUAGGCGCGAUCUUUCGCGCGAGCGUCGGUUGGGGCAUCUUGCGCGCCGUGGGUGUGGAUGGUGGAGUAGCAGCUGCGGGCGUGGUCGAGACCGGAGACAUCAUCGACAUAUGGAGACAACUCACGGAUGCCCUGGGGUUGGCAUGAGGGGCCGAGUGAAUAUUUGCAUACGUAGCAUUGUACAGAUUUUACUAUAGGCACAGAGCCUACAGCUUAUGACUUCC
Messenger RNA from Dissoconium aciculare CBS 342.82, 1216 nucleotides. RefSeq names its product ARV1-like protein. Gene Ontology annotation, cellular component: Golgi apparatus; cortical endoplasmic reticulum. The record is from RefSeq and is a predicted model, not a curated record. NCBI's taxonomy places the organism in Eukaryota, Fungi, Ascomycota, Dothideomycetes, Mycosphaerellales, Dissoconiaceae. Bases 216 to 1139 code for a protein of 307 amino acids. Gene Ontology annotation, biological process: sphingolipid metabolic process; intracellular sterol transport; regulation of plasma membrane sterol distribution. The transcript is spliced from 4 exons.